AUGGCCUGCGCGCGGCUCCUGAUUUCGCUCGUGUUGCUAGUCGCUCUCCGGCGCGCGGCCGGCUUCUGGCUCCUUAACGUCAUCUUCCCGCCGAACGCCAAGCCCCAGCACGUGCCCAGCAACAGCACCCCACCUCUGAUUUUGGUGCCAGGGAACUUGGGAAACCAGCUGGAGGCCAAGAUUGACAAACCCCACCUGGUGCACUGGAUGUGUUACAAGAAGACGGACCACUUCUUCACCAUUUGGAUUGACCUCAACAUGUUCAUGCCUGUUGGUGUCGAUUGCUGGAUUGACAACAUCAGGAUUGUGUAUAACCGAACAACACGCAAGACCUCCAAUUCUCCAGGGGUGGAGGUGAAGGUGCCAGGGUUUGGGCAGACAUUUCCAGUGGAGUUCCUGGACACCAACAAACUCACAGGGUAUUUUCACACUAUGGUACAGCACUUGGUGAACGCAGGGUAUGUUCGCAAUGAGACCAUCCGAGGAGCACCUUACGACUGGAGGAUUGCCCCCAAUGAGCAGGAGAAGUACUUCGGACGGCUUAAGGCCAUGGUGGAGGAUAUGUAUGAAGAGUACCAACAGCCGGUUCACCUGCUUGGGCACAGCAUGGGAUGUAACUACAUCCUGUACUUUCUGAACCGUCAGUCCCAGGCCUGGAAGGACCGCUACAUCCAGAGCUUCAUAGCGCUGGGUGCGCCCUGGGGAGGGGCAGUCAAAUGUCUCAGGGUGCUGGCAUCAGGUGAAAAUGACGGAAUCCCAUUCGUAUCCAACAUCAAGAUCCGCGAGGAACAACGGAUGACUACUACCAAUCCCUGGAUGAUCCCUUCAGAAAUGGCCUGGCCGGAGGACCAUGUCUUCAUCUCCACUCCGUCCUUCAACUACACUGUCCGAGACUACAAGCGCUUUUUCCACGACAUCAACUUUGAGGACGGGUGGUACAUGUGGAAAGACACCAAGGACCUAACCGCUGGCCUGCCCACCCCUGGUGUGAAGGUGUACUGCAUGUAUGGCGUGGGGCUUCCCACCCCAGUCACCUACGUGUACGACGAGCAGUUCCCGGACGCAGACCCAGUGGACAUCUUAUACGACGAUGGUGACGACACAGUGGACAGCCGUAGUAUGAGCCUCUGCAAACGCUGGGUAGGCCAACAGGAGCAACCAGUACACGUCAUAGAGUUUCAAGGCAUGCCCCACUUAGACAUCGUCUUUCACAACAAGGUGCUCACACUAAUCCAGAACAUUCUAGAGGGAAAACCGUGGCCAUCAGACCAGCCUCCCACCCCUGCUUCAGCACAAUUUGAUCAGCCUCCCAUCCCUAGCCCCACACAGCUGGACCAGACAUCAUCUCCAACGCCAAAUUCUGCAGAUAAGGAGAUGGGACUAUAAUUAUUAGCCAUCCGCUGUGACACUCAAACACAAUGCUGCUAGAAUGUACUUGUACAUCUGAAUGCAUUUUUUGUUGCUUCAUUGCAAAGUAACUGGACAGUAACCACAUCCCUUUGUCUAUCCAUGUUUUCUAAUUAUAUUAGCGAUGUUCAAAUUCCACAUAGGUGUUAUGAAUUGAUAUUUAGUAUUAAUAUAUUUACUUAUAUAAUGUAUGUAGUUAUCAGAAAGAGUUAUACUUAGAGUUUUCUAGGAAUUAGGAAAGUUUUUUUAAACAACUGGCAAAACCAUGUUUCUCUUUCUAUAUGGACAUUUGAUGUGUUGUUGACGUGAACUAAUUUGCAGCGGUUAUGAUUGGAGAAUUGAUUGCAUAAAUAUUUGAAUAGAUAAAAUAAUGUUAAUCAAUAAAACAUUUUUGUUGCUGUCUUU
This is a messenger RNA of Brienomyrus brachyistius, 1812 nucleotides long. RefSeq names its product lecithin-cholesterol acyltransferase (gene lcat). The coding region runs from base 1 to 1386 and encodes 461 amino acids. The transcript is spliced from 6 exons. The record is from RefSeq and is a predicted model, not a curated record. Gene Ontology annotation, molecular function: phosphatidylcholine-sterol O-acyltransferase activity. Lineage: Eukaryota; Metazoa; Chordata; Actinopteri; Osteoglossiformes; Mormyridae. Gene Ontology annotation, biological process: lipid metabolic process.